Magnolia sinica is the source of this 3505-nucleotide messenger RNA. RefSeq names its product alanine--tRNA ligase, chloroplastic/mitochondrial. Lineage: Eukaryota; Viridiplantae; Streptophyta; Magnoliopsida; Magnoliales; Magnoliaceae. Gene Ontology annotation, molecular function: ATP binding; alanine-tRNA ligase activity; aminoacyl-tRNA deacylase activity. The transcript has 13 exons. The coding region runs from base 143 to 3160 and encodes 1005 amino acids. The record is from RefSeq and is a predicted model, not a curated record. Gene Ontology annotation, cellular component: cytoplasm; cytosol; chloroplast. Gene Ontology annotation, biological process: tRNA modification; alanyl-tRNA aminoacylation.
UCAUCACAGAACCGAACACACCUUAUCCUCUCAUCAUCUUAAUAAAAAAUGUAGGAAAAAUACGUGAAACAAGGAAUUGAAUUUGAAAGCUGCGGCAAAACACAGAACAGCGCAGCACCGCGCUUUUCCCGCUUGUGUGAGAAUGCUGCUGAUGGAGAGCUUGAAGCUUCCAGAUUCCGUACACAGAUGCCAUAUUUUUUCAACACUUCUCUCUCCCCGCCCUUCCACAUUUACUUCGGCUACCACGGCAACAUUCAACCUCCUCGCAACUGCUAAUGGUCGCAGGGCAUGUGUGGGCCAGUUAAGAGAAUUUGUCCAAGUUUCUCCAAGCAAGUUAUACCACAGAAACUACAAGUCGAAGGCAUCGCAACAAUUGCUAUUUGCCAUCAGAAACACAGCAGCAUCAAUACAGCCUGAGACUAAAGAAUCAGUGGAAACUACAUCAGUGGACUUUCCUGUGAGUGGUGAUGCUAUACGCCGUCGGUUUCUGGAAUUUUAUUCAUCCCGUGGUCACAAGGUUCUUCCAAGUGCAUCGCUUGUGCCAGAUGAUCCUACUGUUUUACUUACGAUUGCAGGCAUGCUCCAAUUCAAGCCCAUAUUUCUUGGAAAGGCACCCAGAAGUGUGGCGCGUGCUACUACUGCUCAAAGGUGCAUACGGACAAAUGAUGUGGAGAAUGUGGGUCAGACAACUAGACAUCACACCUUUUUCGAGAUGCUUGGAAACUUCAGCUUUGGUGAUUACUUCAAGAGGGAAGCAAUUAAUUGGGCUUGGGAGCUUACAACCAAGGAGUUCGGGUUAUCACCCAAGAGAUUAUGGAUUAGUGUUUUCAAGGACGAUGAUGAAGCAUUCUCUAUAUGGCAUGAUGAGGUGGGUGUUCCUGUAGAGCGAAUAAGGAGGAUGGGUGAGGAGGACAACUUUUGGAACAGUGGAGUAACUGGCCCCUGUGGUCCAUGCUCAGAGAUUUAUUAUGAUUUCCAUCCUGAGAGGGGUUAUAUGAAUGCUGAUUUGGGAGAUGAUAGUAGGUUUAUAGAGUUUUACAAUUUGGUCUUCAUGCAAUAUAACAAGAAGGAUGAUGGAUCACUUGAACUGCUAAAACAGAAAAAUAUUGAUACAGGGCUUGGUCUGGAGCGUAUGGCUCGGAUUCUUCAGAAGGUUCCAAACAACUAUGAGACUGACUUGAUUUAUCCCAUUAUAGAGAAGGCCUCAACAUUGGCAGGGGUCUCUUACGCUGAUGCUGAUGAUGAUAUAAAGACCAAACUUAAGAUAAUCGGAGAUCAUAUGCGUGCAGUUGUCUAUCUCAUAUCAGAUGGGGUUCUCCCAUCAAAUAUCGGGAGGGGUUAUGUAGUUCGGCGGCUCAUUAGAAGGGUUGUUCGUAUUGGCAGGUUACUUGGUAUGAAGGGUUAUGGUGAGGGGGAUCUUGAAGGAGCUUUUCUAUCUACACUUGCAGAGACAGUAAUUGAGUUGAGCACCCGAAUAGACUUGGAAGUAAAGGCCAGGUCACUCCGGAUUCUAGAGGAGCUAAAAAGGGAAGAGCUACGUUUUGUUCAGACUCUUGAGAGAGGAGAAAAGCUGCUUGAAGAAUUUCUAACUGAUGCAUUAUUAAGUGCUAAGAAAAAUGGAAGCCGACCUUGUUUGUCUGGGAAAGAUGCAUUUCUCUUGUAUGACACAUAUGGUUUCCCAAUAGAAAUAACAAGCGAAGUUGCAGAAGAGCGAGGUGUGAGUAUAGAUAUGAAGGAUUUCGAUGUUGAAAUGGAGAACCAACGACGUCAAUCUCAGGCUGCUCAUAAUGUCGUUAAGCUUUCUGUUGGAAGUGCAUCUGAGCUUACAAAGAGUGUUCCUGAUACUGAAUUUCUGGGAUAUGAAACCCUUUCUGCCACGGCAACGGUAAAAGGCCUGUUGGUGAAUGGGGAUCCUGUAGUCCAGGUUUCCAAAGGAAGUGAAGUUGAAAUUUUGCUGAACAGGACACCAUUUUAUGCUGAAUCAGGUGGUCAAGUGGGAGAUCAUGGUUAUCUGUAUGUCUUGGAAUCUGAGGAAGAUAAGGGAAAAACUAUCGUGGAGGUCAAAGAUGUCAAAAAGUCUCUUGGAAACAUUUUCGUUCAUAAGGGUACUAUUAGGGAGGGAACUAUUGAGGUUGGUACAGAAGUGGAUGCUGCUGUGGAUGCAAAUUUGAGACAACGGGCUAAGGUUCAUCAUACUGCUACACAUUUGUUACAGGCUGCACUUAAAAGUGUCCUUGGUCAGGAAACAUCUCAAGCUGGUUCCUUGGUGGCUUUUGAUCGUCUCCGCUUUGAUUUCAACUUCCACAGACCACUCCAAGAGCAUGAGAUGAUGGAAAUUGAAGGAUUGGUUAAUAAAUGGAUUGGUGAUGCAACACAUCUCCAAACUAAAGUAAUGCCUUUAACUGAUGCCAAAAGAGCUGGAGCUAUUGCAAUGUUUGGUGAAAAAUAUGGGGAAGAGGUGCGAGUUGUAGAGGUUCCUGGUGUGUCAAUGGAACUCUGUGGCGGGACGCAUGUGAGCAGCACUUCUGAAUUACGUGGCUUCAAAAUUAUUUCCGAGCAGGGGAUUGCAUCUGGAAUCAGGCGUAUUGAAGCUGUAGCUGGUGAAGCUUUCAUUGAUUACAUCAAUGUUCGAGACAACCAUAUGAAACAUUUAUGCUCCACUCUCAAGGUAAAAGCUGAAGAUGUAACAGGGAGGGUAGAAAGCCUGUUGGAGGAGCUACGAACGGUGAGGAGUGAAGUUUCAGCAUUACGCACUAAAGCAGCUGUAUACAAAGCAUCAAUGGUUGCAAGCAAAGCCUUUCCAAUAGGAACUUCCAAGAUCAGGGUUCUUGUUGAGAAUAUGGAUGAUAUGGAUGCUGAUUCGCUAAAGAGUGCUGCUGAAUAUCUUGUUGAGUCUCUGGAAGAUCCUGCAGCUGUGGUUUUGGGCUCUUGCCCAGGUGAAGGGAAGGUGAGUUUGGUGGCUUCAUUUACUCCUGGGAUCGUUGAUAUGGGGAUCCAAGCAGGGAAGUUUAUAGGAGGUAUUGCUAGGACAUGUGGAGGGGGAGGCGGUGGUAGGCCUAAUUUUGCCCAAGCAGGUGGAAGGAAGCCCGAGAAUCUGUCGAAUGCCCUGGAUAAAGCUCGAGCCGAUCUCGUCACCGCUCUGUCCGAAAAAGCAAGCUGAAAUUCUUGUGUCCCAUUUGUUAUGGAAUCUCAAUUCAAUGAUCUUGAGGGGCCUUACUUUGAUGGCCAUGCCCUUUUGUGAGUGAGCAGGCACACCUCCCAAUUGCAUCUCCAUGCCUAGCUUCAGAAGAAUGUGAAUCUUAAUUUGUUCACACCACCUUCAUUGUGGGUAGUUUCUGAAACUCCAAUCUACAUUUGUAUAGCAACAUUGUGUGUAAAUAAUUAAAUGCUGUAAUGAUGGUUAAAAAGCAUGGAUUGUUUUAAUAAGUAGCGUCUUCUUGCGGAGGCCUUUUCAACUAAAAUUAUUCAUCUUGUGACCUAAUUAAAGCACCUGCCAUUCCAUUUA